AUGAGUUCUAAACUGUGGACUGAGGAGCAGUUCAACUGCCCCGUGUGUUUGGACCUUCCAAGAGAUCCAGUCACCAUCCCCUGUGGGCAUAGCUACUGCAUGGCCUGCAUCAAGGACUACUGGAGCAAAGACGACCCAAGCGGGAUCUAUAGCUGCCCCCAAUGCCGCCAAACCUUCUGCCCCAAGCCACCCCUGUCCAGGAACACCAUGCUGGCUGAAGCUGUGGAGCAGCUCCGCAAAGGGGCCAACAAGAGUGAAGUACGUGAGUCCAUGCGCAGUGCCCGUAGUGUCGCCUCCAAACCCAAACCCAGACUCUCCUCUUCAGCAGUGCUGUGCGACAUGUGCAAAGGAGAAGAGCGAGCGGCAGUCAAGAGCUGCCUGGUGUGUAUGAGUUCAUUCUGCCAAGCCCACCUGAAGCCCCACCAGACCAAGAAGAGCCUGAAGCAGCAUGAGCUCAUCGGACCCACGAGCAAUCUGGCCGAGAAGAUCUGCACCCAGCACAAGUACCUGCAGGAGUUCUACUGUCGCCAGUGUAAAAUAUUCGUCUGCUGGCUGUGCACCAGUGACAUGCACAAAGGCCAUGAAUGUGUGUCUACCAAGGCUGAGCGCAUGGAGAGACAGAAAGUGCUGUCAGAGAUGCAGACAGAGAAUCAGCAGAGGCUAAAGGAGAGGGAGCAGGAGCUGAAAGACCUGAAGAAGAUGAUGGAUGUGAUGCAGAAUUCCACACACAGGGUUCAUGACGACACGGAGCAGGCUCUGUCGGAGCUGCAGCGCUCAGUGGAGCGUCUGCAGGAUUUGGUGGAGGAGCUGCUGGAGCAAGCCAACCAGGAGAAGCUGAGCCAGGCUCAGGAGGUGUCUGACAGCCUGGAGGCCGAGAUCAAGGUGCUGAGGAAGAGGGACACCGAGAUGAAGGACCUGGCCCACUGCGAGGACCACAUCUACUACCUGCAGACUUGUGAUUCCAUGUGCAGCCCCUUGGAGUCUGGAGACCUUCCCGCUGUCGUGGUCAACCCAGAAGCUUCUUUUGAGCCCGUUAGAGACGUCAUCUUGGACCUCAGGGAGAAAAUCGAGGACAUGUGCAACCACGAGCUGGGAAAGAUCACCAAACAAGUAAAUGACACAACACUGUUUACUUUGGGAGACUCGAGGCGGUCAGGACAGAAAGGAGGGAUUUUAAAAUUGUUUUCCGGAUUAGGUUCCCGCAACACAAACAGCCGCUCUCCAGCUUCCAUACCAAGCAUCUCAGUUGGAUCAAGAAGCACAGACAGACGGGGACUUGGCAUAGGCCACAAAAGUCCAGACGUGAGGAGCAGAGACACACCGAGAGAUAGAGGAAACACAAACUCACCCAGACUUCGAGACAGACUGAGAAGAGACGACAGAGACACUGCGAGGGAGAGCAACCACAGACUCAGCCCCAGACCCAGCCCUACUCCCAGCCGCAGAGAGUCCCAGUCUCUCUGGAGCAGGUCCAGUCAGAGCCAGGCUUCCUCUCAUGCAGCGCCUGCACCUACUCCAACUCCAGUCCCUGCCGCCCCGACUCCUGCCCCAGCUCCAACACCAGCAGCUGCACCAGCAUCAACUGGAGGAUCAGGUUUCAGUCGAAUGGCGUCCAUCAGCAGUAUCUUCCGCUCUCAUCGGCGUGGCACCACCCCAGCUACACCAGUAGCUAACACCCCGUCUGCUGGAGGAAACCCAUGGGGGAUGGCCGCUGUGCCUGAAACACCAACAGUCGUCAACCCCAGUCUUUUCUUGGACACACCAACUCCUGACACCAUGAUCCAAACUCCUGCUUUUCCUGCAUUGAGAGAAAUCAACAUUGACAGCAUCCAGGCUCCCGAGCCGAGGGCCAGAGAGGAGUUCCUACAGUACUGUGUAAAUUUAACCCUUGAUCCAGACACGGCUCACAAACGUCUGGUUCUUUCUGAGGGCGACACUAAAGCCACCCUGCAGGGGGCAGCACAGCCUUACCUCGACAGCCCCAGGCGUUUUGACGGCUGGACCCAGGUGAUGUCCCCAAGCCCGCUGUACGGUCAGCGCUGUUACUGGGAGGUUGAAUGGAGGGGGCGGGGCUCCUCCAUAGGUGUGGCCUAUGGGGCGUUGAGCAGGAAGGGCUCAGAUGCAAGAUCAGGCCUCGGGUACAACGCCCAAUCCUGGACGCUGGAGCUGUCGGACACCUGCUGCUCAGCCAUGCACGACAACGAGAAGAGGGAUAUACCGGUCACCUACUCCCCCCGCCUCGGUAUCUACCUGGACCUGUCUGCAGGGACGCUGUCCUUCUACAGCGUGGCAGAGAGCAUGACGCACCUUCAUACAUUCUGUGCUAACUUCACCCAGCCGCUUUACGCUGCCUUCGGGGUCGGAAGUGGAGUCGGGGUGGGUCUGGAUUUUGCUCUUGGCCAGUUUAGCGCCAGUUCUGACAGCAUCAAGAUCUGCCCCAUGUAAAAACAUUAAUAAUACACAUUAGAGUAAUCAAGGUGAUCAAACCCAUUGGAGGCACAAUG
This is a messenger RNA of Cheilinus undulatus (humphead wrasse), 2504 nucleotides long. It is a transcript of the gene trim25l, whose product is annotated as tripartite motif containing 25, like. The transcript is spliced from 16 exons. The coding region runs from base 1 to 2445 and encodes 814 amino acids. Gene Ontology annotation, molecular function: protein binding; zinc ion binding. The record is from RefSeq and is a predicted model, not a curated record. Lineage: Eukaryota; Metazoa; Chordata; Actinopteri; Labriformes; Labridae.